AUGUCUAAUUCUAAUCUAUUCCUCUUCUGCUGGACACGCACCCGCAGGACUUUCUGCACCAACAUCACCAACAAGCCUCCACCACCCUUCGAUUUCACCAAAACUCCAAUCUCCCGUCUCCCCACCGUCAUCAUUCUUGGCCGACCUAACGUCGGAAAAUCCGCACUCUUCAACCGCCUCAUUCGCCGAAGAGAAGCUCUUGUUUACAACACACCCGACGAUCAUGUCACCCGCGACAUUCGCGAAGGUGUUGCAAAGUUAGGUCACCUGCGUUUCAGAGUUUUGGACUCUGCUGGUUUAGAAGCUGAAGCCACUUCUGGUUCCAUUCUUCACAGAACUGCUUCAUUUACUGCUAAUGUGUUGGCAAAUUCUCACUCUUUACUCUUCCUCACUGAUGCAAGAGCUGGACUUCAUCCUCUUGAUCAGGAAGUUGGAAAAUGGUUGCGCAGAAAUGCACCUCAAAUUAAACCUAUUCUUGUUAUGAAUAAAUCUGAGUCACUUUUUGAUGCUGAUGACUCUCUUGCGUCUGCUGCUAAUGAAAUGUCUCGGUUAGGGUUUGGGGAUCCUAUUGCUAUAUCUGCUGAGACUGGUUUGGGUAUGCAUGACUUGUUUUUGUCUCUUAAGCCUGUCUUGGAGGAUUACAUGCUUAGUCUCUUGAAUGAUGAAAGUGCUAGGGAGAAUAGCUGCGGUGAUGAUACUAGUUCCCCUGAGGCUGACGAAAGCAAACUUCCGUUGCAGUUAGCAAUUGUAGGACGCCCCAAUGUUGGUAAAUCAACCUUACUGAAUACUUUGUUGCAAGAAGACCGUGUUCUUGUGGGUCCUGAAGCUGGUUUGACUAGAGAUGCAAUCAGAACUCAGUUUGAAUUUCAAGGAAGAACAAUUUAUCUGGUUGAUACUGCCGGCUGGUUACAAAGGACAAAACUGGAGAAAGGAGCAUCAUCCUUGAGCAUUAUGCAAUCAAGAAAGAGUCUACUCCGGGCUCAUAUAAUUGCUUUGGUACUAGAUGCAGACGAGAUAGUAAAUGCUAAACGAAGUAUGAAACAUGCUGAAGUAGUUAUAGCCAGACGAGCCGUGGAAGAGGGACGUGGUCUGGUUGUGAUUGUGAACAAGAUGGACCUUCUAAGGGGCAAAGACAAAUCAUCAUCCUAUGAGCAGAUUAUGGAGGUUGUUCAAAAAGAAAUUCAGACAGUUAUACCUCAGGUUACUGGAAUCCCAGUAUUAUUCAUUUCAGCAUUAGAGGGAAGGGGCCGGACAACCGUCUUGCAUCAAGUCAUUGAUACAUAUGAAAAAUGGUGUACAAGAUUAUCUACAGCUCGUCUUAACCGUUGGUUGCAAAAGGUUAUGAGCAGGCAUUCUUGGAGAGACCAGGCAGCACAGCCUAAGAUAAAGUAUUUCACUCAGGUUAAGGCUCGACCACCUACAUUUGUUGCGUUUGUGCGUGGGAAGGCCCGACUUUCUGAUACAGACAUCAGGUUCUUAACGAAGUCCUUGAAAGAUGACUUCGAUUUGGGUGGAAUUCCUAUACGUAUCAUGCAACGUGCUAUCGCUAAGAAAGAUGGCAGUGGAACUAGCAAGAGUAUCCAGUCAGUAGGCAGAGUGGCUGAAAGGAUUAAGUCUGACAAGAGAGAGAGAGGCGACUUAGUGGAAUCAAAGGCAUGA
Molecule: messenger RNA, 1659 nt
Organism: Lathyrus sativus (Indian pea)
Lineage: Eukaryota; Viridiplantae; Streptophyta; Magnoliopsida; Fabales; Fabaceae
Source: the annotation of a GenBank genome assembly